CGGCCGUGACCUUGCCGGGGCUGUCGGCCGUGUUAGGCUGUAUCGAUGCGAGUUCCUCUGGCUGCUUCGGCGACGCGUUGGUUUGCUGUUCGUUGCCUGCUCGGCCGUCGUUCUUAUACCGGUACUUCAACUCUUCGCCACCCUGCCCUUCGGCUAUUUAUUCGCCAUUCUGCGAUGUGGGCGACCAGCGGGCGCGGUCACUUCGUCAAGCCGGACAACCUGACGCCAGGCGCCGCCGAAUACGUGGCCAACCACAGCGGUCCGCUUCAUCCCGUGCUCGCGAAAUUAUGCCAGGAGACCCAGCAGCAGCGCUAUCCUGGAAUGAUGAGCGACACGGUGGAGCUUCAACUCUUCGACAUUCUCCUCAAGGUCACUGGAGCCAGGCAUUACCUGGAAAUUGGCGUCUUCACGGGUGUGAGCACACUAGCGGCGGCCCUGGCACUACCACCAGAUGGUCGGGUCACCGGACUGGAGAUUGAAGCGGAAACCGUUAACGUCGGGAAGCCAUUCUGGAAAGAGGCUGGCGUCGACGACAAGAUAGACAUUAUUAUUGGCGACGCAAAGAAGUCUUUAGAUGAUCUGAUCGCCCAGGGCAAAUCAAACUCCUUCGAUUUCAUUUUCAUCGACGCCGACAAGAAGUCCGUAGACGAUUACUACGAGAGGAGUCUGCAGCUCGUCAGGCGCAACGGCAUCAUCGCUGUUGACAAUGUUCUGUGGCACACAAAAGUGUUCAACCCGGCAGUCAACGAUCCUGACACUGAGGCCAUCCGGCGGCUAAACAGCAAGAUGGCGGCCGACGAUCGCGUCCAGAUCAGUUUGGUCACCGUCGGCGAUGGUGUCACCUUCGUGCUUAAGAAGUGAAUGCGCGAAGCCGGGGGACUAGCGCCAAUGCCAACGAUUCCUUACGCAUUACAGGGCCAGCUGUGUGAACGAACAAGUUAUCACCUCUACGAUGUAGCAGCUAUAAUAAGUGUUGUCCGUUACAAUUACACCUGUCGUCCUGGAUUAGUAGCUAUGGCGUUGGGCUGCUAAGCACAAGGUCGUGGAGCCGGUGCCCGGCCACGGCGGCCGCAUUUUGAUGAGGGGUGAAAUGCAAAAAGUGUACUCGAUUCCCUAUAGUGUACUUCCCCGUAGAGUACUUCGAUUUAGGUGUACGUUAAAGAAACUUCAUAGUUCAAAAUUAAUCUGCACUGCCCAACCACAACGUUCCUCGUAAUCGUAUCGUGGUUCUGCCAAGAAAGAAGAGCAGGAAUCAAUUCCUUUACAAGAGCUAUUAUAGCGGGGUUUAUAAAAUAAAUAUCUUUCUGUGUAAAAAGUUAACGACGGCACCGUUUGUUUUUACGGUAUACUGG
Molecule: messenger RNA, 1352 nt
Organism: Rhipicephalus sanguineus (brown dog tick)
Lineage: Eukaryota; Metazoa; Arthropoda; Arachnida; Ixodida; Ixodidae
Product: probable caffeoyl-CoA O-methyltransferase 2
Exons: 6
Coding region: 46-861 (271 amino acids)
Molecular function (GO): O-methyltransferase activity; S-adenosylmethionine-dependent methyltransferase activity
Source: RefSeq, a predicted model, not a curated record